Molecule: messenger RNA, 954 nt
Organism: Punica granatum (pomegranate)
Lineage: Eukaryota; Viridiplantae; Streptophyta; Magnoliopsida; Myrtales; Lythraceae
Source: RefSeq, a predicted model, not a curated record
CUAAUCUCCUCUCCUUCCGACUAAACAGAACACUGUAGUCUUUUGCUUUGCCACAGACUCGCCUUGAGAAGCCUCGACGGCGCUAGCAGAAUCGAGGAGAGAUGGUGGCGGCGUCGUCGUCGUCGGCGAAUGUCUACCCGCUCUCGAGCUACUCGUUCGGCAGCAAAGAGCCGAAGAUGGAGAAGGACACCUCCGUCGCCGACCGCCUCGCCCGCAUGAAAGUCAACUAUAUGAAGGAGGGCAUGAGGACAAGUGUCGAGGCAAUUUUGUUGGUUCAGGAGCAUAAUCACCCCCACAUACUUCUUUUACAAAUUGGGAACACCUUCUGCAAACUUCCUGGCGGGCGUCUAAAACCUGGAGAGAAUGAAAUUGAGGGCUUGAAAAGAAAAUUGACAAGCAAACUUGGUGCUAAUAAUCCUGGUGUUGUUCCAGACUGGCAGAUAGGUGAGUGUGUUGCUGUCUGGUGGAGACCAAAUUUUGAGACCAUAAUGUAUCCAUAUUGCCCUCCACAUAUAACGAAACCAAAGGAAUGUAAAAAGCUCUUCCUUGUUCACUUGUCUGAGAGGGAAUACUUUGCAGUACCCAAGAACGUGAAACUUCUUGCCGUUCCAUUAUUUGAACUCUAUGAUAAUGUCCAGAGGUACGGGCCCGUCAUAUCCACCAUCCCGCAGCAGCUCUCGAGAUAUCAGUUCAAUAUGAUCACCCAAUGAUCUGCACAUUCAUUCUGUGCAUUGCUUUUUACCUCUUUCCUUCUGCUUUUGGACGAGUUCACAUAACUUGUUCGACUAUACUUUAUUCCCGAGUGGAAUCUUCAUUAGCAUUCCAUGAAAGAGUAGACCUUUUGAAGGUUAGAGGGAAGGGGAGGUCAAAGGAUGUACAAUAAUUAUUUACAAUUUUGGUCGAUGGGAAUUUGGCUUGGUUUUAACGAAUCUCCUUGGAUGCUCUAUUGUCGAA